GGCUAACAAUCACAUUCAAUAGAAUUGAGCUGUUGCCUCAAUAUUAAUUAAAAAAAGCAGCAGAUAUUAUACAGACAAUUCCAGUUGGCGCCGACUUGGACAAACAUGUUUGUUCGCAAGUCUGGAAUCCAUUUCUCUCACCACACCCAAUGAUAUGCUUCCUCAACAAGCGCGGAAUCGAUUUAAAAACUGGCUUUUACUACGCAUUCUUAAAGAUUUUUUGAAUUAUUGAAUUCAAUACUUUGAUUGUAUUGUUAUCUAACAAAUUUUAGUUAAAUAUAAUUUUAUCUUCAAUUUAGUUAGAUAAUAAAUUUAUUCUGUACCAGUAAAAAAUUACAUAACACUACCUGAAUUUUGUCAGUGACAGAUCCAUGGGGCCAGGGCCCAGCGGUGGUACCUCUUUUCCUUUCUUCUUUCCUUUCAUGAUCCGACAAAGUUUUGUUUUUGAGGGUUUGAAGAGUGGAAAGCAAGGGUUGAGGGUUGAAGCUCAGGGCACUCUACUCACCAAACAGCCGUCAACUACUCGCGGUUGGAAGGAGUUAUUGUCUUCAACAUCCGGUGGGUAGCACGUCUCAGUUGAGGAAUACUAAACCAGUCUACUGUUUACCCAGAUUGGAAGAUUUACAAUUCCCCUUGUUACGUAAAAUGAAGUCGCCUUCGGUAAUUGGGAAAGGAUUCAUUUUAUAUGAAAAGAAAGUCUCCCACUUGGGUAAUUGGGCAGUCGUAAAGUGUGGGGGCAGGUGGAGCGUGGAGAGUGAGCGGAGUGGAGCCUCUGCACAGUCUUGGUGGGCCCUCAUGGCCAUUCAACAUAGCCACAUCCACAGUCAGAACUGGAGCUUUGAUUGCUCGCAUAAAGCAUUGUAAGCAACUGCCGCGGAUCAUCCUGAGAUCCAUAAUUCCAUUUCAAUAGCAAUGCUCUGCUUCGCCCAAUGUACAUUGGCCCUCAUAUGUUUUCAGAAUUCUUUCUGUAAUUGGACUUUGGUUUCGCACACACGUUAGACAAUAAUGUGUAUGUGACCAGCAAGCAAAUAGCUUUGCUCUGAAGAAAGGCUUUAUGGUAGCCGAGUAAAGCUGCUUUUUUGUUGGGAUUUGAGGCAGAAUGUUUAAGGCAGCAAAGUCGAAGAGCAAGAGUAAAGUUGAGUGGAGAUUCCAGUUUCAAGCUACUCAAGUUCCACAAUCAGGAUGGGAGAAGAUGAUAGUCUCCCUCGUAUCAGUGGAGAGUGGCAAAAUUGCAGGUAAGACAGGAAGGGCGUCAUUUCAGAAGGGGAAUUGCGAAUGGGCAGACCCAAUUUAUGAAACAACAAAGCUAGAGGGAGAUGCGACAACUGGGAAAUAUGAGGACAAAUUCUACAACCUCGUACUAUCAACGGGGUCUUCUCAGUUGGGAAAUGCAAGUAUCAAUCUCACAGAUUACAUAGGAGCUAUAACUCCAGCGUCCAUUUCUCUACCUCUUAAAAGCUGCAUCAACGGGACUAUUUUACAUGUUACAAUUCAGCAGCUCACUGCAAAACCUGGACACAGAGAUAGUUAUAAGCGAAUGCAGCAUCAUAUCAUGACUGCUGAAUAUGCUGACGAGGAUGACCUCGAUGAUACAACUAUAUUUUCUGACGUGACAGCCAAUGGUCACGGCAGUGAAGAGAAAUCUGGUACAUCUUCAAAGCCACACUUGAAUUUUGAUUCUUGCAAGUUUGUAUCAAGACGUUCUGAAGCCAAUGGAAGCAGGAGAUACCCACAUGUUGAUGCCAUAUCAAUUUCAAGUUCAGGAAGCACUAAUACAGCAAAGCAGGAGGUUCCUGAUAUUCAUGAAAUUGGUUGGAAAGAAAAUGGAUUCCAUCAAGAUGCAGUGAGCUUUCUAUCUUCUCUCAGCCAAAAUGCCAAGGUUCAGAAGUUAGGAAACAAUACUGGCCAAUGGCUGGCACAUAGUGGACCACCAGAAAUAAAAAAUGGUCACGGUCAGAAUCCAAAUCAUUCCAUUGAAAAUGAUAAUGCAAAAAUUUCCAAAGAAAAUGAAAGGUUGAAAAAGAGUCUGCAAGAUUCUGAGUCAACUAUUGAGGAACACCAACAUGAAAUUUUGUCAUUGGGCGUACAAACAGAAGAACUAGCCAUGGAAAUGGAGACGCUGAAGAAACAACUUGCAAAGGAGGUUAAGCAGGGACAAGAGUUUGCAUUGGAAAUUUCCUCUCUCAAAAUAGAGCGAGACAGCAUCAAAUCAGAGUUUGAGCAACUGAAGGCUUUAGGAGUAGGCAGUGAAAAACAGAACAUUGUAGAUAAAACAUCAAAUGAAAUAGUUGAUGCAAGGUGUACAAUAGAGGAACUCAGACAAGAGUUAGGUUAUGAGAAACAGAUAAAUAUAAAUCUGGGUUUGCAAUUACAGAAAACACAAGAAUCAAAUUCUGAGCUUCUUCUAGCUGUUCAAGAUUUGGAAGAAUUGUUAGAGAAGAAAAAUAAAGAGAUUGAAGAUAUCUCUAACAAAACAUGUGAUAUUACAAUAUAUGGUCAAAAUAAUCAGGCAAGAACUUAUCAGGAUAUAGAGAUGGAAUGGCUACAAAAGUUAUCGUCUUCAGAGCAGAAAAUCAGAGAAAUAACUGACAAAAUUAUUCUGAAUGGCCAUAAUAUAUCCUUUGAUUCCUUACAAGAUGACAUGAAGAUCUUGAAGACAGCAUUCCAAGAGGCUAAACUAGGAAGCAACAUGAUUUAUAAACUGAAUAAUGAAAUAGAUAUUAUAAAUAAGAGAAAUAAUGAUCAUAACAUACAGUGUUCAUCUAGGAAGGGCUCUCCUCUUAAGAAUAAUGAAAGCAACCUAGAAGCAAAAGAGCAUUGUGUCAGAAAAUCACAUUUUUAUUCACAUGAGAAUGAGAGAUUACAAUAUAACCAGUCUUCUAUGCAAAGAACUGAAUCUGAUCUAGAUCAUUUACAUGAUAAGAUUUUACAGCUUGACAAAAUAUGUAUUGAACUGAAAAACAGAAACCAGGACCUAGAGGAGGAAAUUAGAAUAAGCAGGCUCAAUAUUGCUGACUUGGAGUUUCAGCUUUCAAUGGUUGAUGAAGAAGCCCAGGCAUUGACAGAAUCUAAUCAGCAUUUGGAAGCAAAAAUUGAAACUUUGGAAGCAGAAAACCUUGAGCUACAAAGUUGUCUUCUUGCAACCCAGGAAGCUGGAAAGCUGGCACGGGCACAAAUUGGGGACCUUAUGGAAGAAAUGUCAAUCAUUUCUGGUAAGACUGAAUCUGAAAGUGGAAUCAGAAAAAGCACAGACAGGCAAAUAUCUGAAGUGGAGGAAGAACAUGGAAGCAUUGGUAAUGCAUUACUUCACCUACAGAAGCAAAAUGGACAACUUCUCAGCAGAAUUUUCGAACUUGAGAACCAGCAAGAUGAAUCUCAGCAAAAUGAAAAACAAAAAGAUGAAGACUUCAAGAAAAUGGAGAGAAAACUUAGUCUUGAAUUAGAGAAAAAAGUCCUUGAACUUUCUAGUGAGGCUCAUGACUACAAAAUGGCACGAGAUUGUUUGGCAAAACAGAUGGAGCAGAUAGUGCAUGACUAUGAGGCACUAAAACAGGAGCAUGCGGAGUGUGGGCCAUCUGAAAAACAGCUUCAGAAAGAAUUGCAGAAUCUUAGAGACGAGCAAGCAGAUUCUCUAUCUAAAAUUAAUAUACUUGAAAAUAAGGUCAAAAGUUUACAGCAAGAAAUUGACAUACAUGCAACAAAAUGCACAGCAGAAUUUGAUGCAAUGUUGCAGUUGAAAAAUGAACAGGAGCAGAGGGCUAAGAUAGCAGAAGAAACACUCAGAAAGACUCGGUGGAAUAAUGCCACUGCAGCAGAGCAAAUUCAGGAAGAAUUCAAGAUGCUUUCAGAACAGUUAACAGCUACUUUUGAUGCCAACGAGAAAUUCUCAACACAAGCACUUGCAGAAGCUUCUGAAUUACGUCUACAGAAAAAAAAUUUGCAAGAAACACUAAAAAAGGCUGAAGAAGAUAUAAUGUCCAUCAGAGAGCAGUGCAGAGAGAAUAUUCAAGAAGUUACAACUCAGCUGGACCUAUUCAAGCAAGAGUGUGAAACACUAUCAUCAAAGCUACAAGAGACUUCAAUAGAGCUUGAGGAACAUAAGAAAAAUGAAGCAAAUUACAUCACUCAAACUGAACAGUUUUCCUUGAAACUUGCAACAUUACAAACAGAAGUUGAAGCCCUCAGGGAUGAAAACAGUGAGCUGACUCAAAAGGUACAGGAGUGUGACUGUCUGAAAGUUGACCUAGAAGAUGCUGAAAUAGAUUUAGAUGGUUGCAGAGCAGCAAAGACAGAACUAGAAAACAUUUUGGAAAGAACUAAUCAGGAGAAAAUCAAACUUGAUGAAGAGAUCAGGUCAUUGCAAGAAAAUUUAAGAAAUUCAGAGAUCGAGAUGAAUGAACUAAAACACAACAGAGAUGAUCAAGAAGUAAAAUUUGAAACUCUGAGUUCCAAGCUAAAGGAACAAGCUGCUCAAAUAUCAUCUAACAACAAAAAUGCUCAUCAGUUGGCACAACUUAGAAGGCAGUAUGUUGACCUUGAGCAAAGGUUUGCAAAGAAAGAGUCUGAGACAGAAGAGACAAGGAAACAGAUAUUCUAUUUGCAGGAAGAGCUUCAACAGAAGGCAGAUGCGUUAGCUAUAGUUGAGAGAAAGUAUAAGGACAAGGAAGACAAACUAAAGUUCUAUGCUGUAGGUAUCCCUGUGAAGACAGUUUCUAAAGUUAACAACAAAGGGGGACCACUUACUCGCAACGUAAAGGAGAUUUCAGAUUUGAUGAAUAAAGUGAAACUUCUUGAGAAUGAGGUUAUGUCAAAAACCUUAGCGCUUGAAGCUUCAAGGCAGGAAUAUAAUGCAAAGGAAAAAAGCCUACAGAUAAAAAUUGAGCAACUGGAAAUGAUUAGCCAACAUCUUAAGCCGAAUCAUGCAAGUUUCAUGGAUCAACUUCAGGAUCAGUUGAAAAGUUUAAAAAUUCAAAAUUUAGCGCUUCUACAAAGGGAAAAAGAGCUUCUAUGCAGGCUUGGCUCACAAGAAAAUCUUCAGAAAGAAGUGCAACAUUUACAGACAGUUAAUGCACAGCUUGAGAGCAUAAUCUCUAAGUAUAAAGAACCUUUAAACAGUGAAAAAGCUGAAGAAAGGAUUCUUGCUUUGGAGAAAGAGCUGGCAGAUGCUUUAGAUUUAAACAAGACUUGCAGAAAACAACUCCAAAGUGGUUUGAGAAAACAAGAGGAGCAGGAAGCAGCUUUGAAAAGACACAGUGACAUGAAUAAUGCGGUGGAUGACAUCGAGGCAUUGAAGAGAAAGAACUCCACCAUGGAGGAUGAACUGAAAGAGAUGCAUGACCGGUAUUCUCAGAUAAGUCUCAAGUUUGCAGAAGUUGAAGGGGAGCGACAAAAAUUAGUUAUGGCUAUCAGGAGCCUUAAGAAUGCCAAAAGAGUUUGAUCUUGCAACUACUUUUAUGCUCAUUGAAGCAAUGUCAACUUCCAUAAUGUUAUUAUAAAUGUUAAUAACAAUAUUCUACAUUAUUUCACCCUGUGGUUUUGAGAUGAUGCAAGGCAAAUCAUAGAUUGCCACAAAGCGAAUUUGUAUAAUUUCAUUCAUUCAUUCAUUUUUUCAAAUAAAUAGAUUAUCACGAUGGAAAUUGCUCAUA
This is a messenger RNA of Cryptomeria japonica (Japanese cedar), 5645 nucleotides long. RefSeq lists its product as uncharacterized. Lineage: Eukaryota; Viridiplantae; Streptophyta; Pinopsida; Cupressales; Cupressaceae. The record is from RefSeq and is a predicted model, not a curated record. Bases 1100 to 5437 code for a protein of 1445 amino acids. The transcript is spliced from 10 exons.